AUGGUCUCUCCUUCUCCCUCGGUGACAACACACACGAGUCUCUCUCCCUCUCUUCCCACCGCACUGCACCGCCGAGCUUCUCUCCGUCACAGCGCCGCCGUACAUGCAUCACCACCAUCAAGACCACUUCUCGAACAGUUGGAGAUUAAGCUCAGACUUGAUUACUGUUUUUGUACAGGCGGCAAUUUCAACGGUCUAGAUGCCCCGUGUGCCCGAACGAGUUUCGGGUUUGUUUCACUCAUGGAAAACGUGGAGUUCUACCAGACCGACUGCGAGUCUCUCUGGUGUCAGAUCAAACACCAAGAGAAGCAGAUCCAACUCAAACGCAGGUGGUUGUUGGGUACUCCUCUCUCUGAAUCCGAGCAGAAGCAGUUCGAAGAUUUCGGACGAGAUUUACUCCCGGAAUCGUUGCUCAGGGAAGAUGAUAUGUUUUAUGAGAAUGUAAAGUCUGCUGUUCAAGCCGCCUAUGGAGCGUGCAAUGUUGAAGGAGAGAAUCAAGUGUUUGGAGAUAGUAUUGUAAUGCCCGGCAGGAAAAGUGUAUCCAGAGCCUUGUUAUCAUGUCUUGAUGAUUUGACCACUAAGGGGCUUCAUGUUGUAGCUACUACACUUACACGAGGUUCGGUCAAGUUUGAGGAAACUCGGUGGGAGAUGAAAAAGAUUAUUAAAGAAUCUCUGGGAAAGAAGUUUGAUGAUGAAGCAGGUGUUUUUAAACGACUACUGCAACAUCUUAGUGACCCACAGCAUUUUCGAGAUAAGUUUGUUACAGUUAUGUCUUCCACAUCGCAGGCUCAUGUCAGAAAGGUACUGGAUGGACUUCAGGACUUGCCUGAUGAGGCCCUAAUUGCAAUGCACAGAAAGCUUAUAGGAGGAGAACAACAUGUACCAAGGUUAAAGAGUGAGAGAUGCAAAAUAAGCAAUUUGAUUGCUAAAUUGCGGAAAACCUGUGAGAAGAUGCUUUCCGAACUUGGUCCAGGUGAUGAACUGCAGGUAUCACUGGCCAAAGCCAUGACUGUAGCAGGCCUAUCAGUGAAGUUACGACCAGGUUCCCGUAAUUCCACUGCAACAGAAUUUCACCAAGUCUCGCAAGAGAUAAAGAUACUACAGGAUGAUAUUGCAAGUGCUAUUUGGCUGGUUAGUUUUAAAUCAAAAGUUAGUGUGCCAGAGCUCGAAUACCUGAAGACUCUAUUAGAUCGAGAUGCUAAGGUAUCAAAGAGGAGUUUACGAUAUGCAAUUAGGAAGAUGCUAACUGAAUAUCUUUUCGAGUGUAGUGAUAUGGAUACAAUUCCAGAGUCAUUAUCAAAAGCUGUUGAUAUUAUCAACAAGAAGUCAGGAAAGAAGCUGCAUAGACCCAAUUUAAAUGAUGAAAUUGAUGCAGAAGUGGAAUGUAUACUGAAUGUGAGUGCUCAGACAAAACAGAUUGUAUGGAAUAUGUUUCCUGACCAUGAGUUAGAUCUUGACUUCACUGACGCAUAUGUCGAGGAAAUGGAGGAUGAGGACGAUGAUGAGGAUGGUAGUGAUGAUGAUGAUGAUGAGAACCAUAUUCAAGGUUCACCGCAGGAACAAAGAACAUUUGAAAGUGACAAUUCUCACUCUGAUGGUUCACUUUAUGACGAUGAGAGUAUUGGGGAGUCAACACCGUGUACUUCCAACCUGUCUACAACUUCCAAAAGUGGCCGUAAUCCUCCUGGUGGUAACAGUGUCUUUGUUGAGGAGGUUGAAACAUUGUUCUCCAAUCAAGGAAUUUCUGGGGGCUCCAAUGAUAUUAAAAGAGGGUUUAAUGGCACUUCUACUGAGAGACAUGAACAAGAAGAUAACAGUGGAAUGGAUACACAAGACCCAUUUCAUGUUGAGCCAGAUGUUGUGCAUAAACAAACCACUUGCAACCAAUACCUUGCAAUUCAAAAAGUGUGUGAUGAGACAAGUAUGGUAGCCUAUGAUCUUGUUGGCCACAUGUUGGAAGAGUUUGCACAGACAGAAGGCUUGGAUAUAGACUGUGAUGAUACUUUAUAUUUCAAAGGUGACUGUGCAACUGAAGAAGAUUCCGAAGGGCUAGGAGGAGAGCAGACAUCAUCUCAGGAGAGCGGAGGUGGUUCUGUAAUUGUUAAUGUAAUUAAGGAUCUAAUACCUUCAUUUCCAAAGAGUGGAAUCGAAGCAGUAAGGAACUUGGUUGGGUAAAUAAUUGUAUCAGGCAACGUUCAAGCUUGUUACUACUGUGUUUCUCUUUCCUGAGAACCAGUGGACACAUUUCAGUCACUGUUUCAGUUGAGUUCGAAAUUUGAUGAUGAGGCAAAGUAUGCAGUGUGGUCUUCUAAAUAUGCUGCCACCCAAGUCAUAUAUACAUGAGAUUUUGUCCUUGGCUUUCCAUUAACAAGACAAGUCUUAACCAUCAUAUUAUACCAGUGUCAGUUUGUUCCCACAUUGUGCGCGCAGGCAGUCAAAGUCUUCCAUUGAGUCAUUCACUCAUUGGAACUUCCAAUCUACAAGUUACAUGUUCCCUUCUACGGUAUGCAGGCAUCUCAUCAUAAAUUCCGGGUGUAACCGCAACAAGGCUGCUGAAUCAACGAGGAACAUAUAAAAAAAGCAGCUGUCCAGGUAAACCAGGUCCAAUAUAUGCAAGAGUAAUAAAUUAAGCAAGCGAACUGGUGUAAGCAUCCACCACUGUCAGCAAGAAUCACAUUCUAAGCAAAAGGAGGCCUGUAGAAUGAUACGAUCAUGUGGAAAAGAAAACCAGAAUCACAUUCCAAACGAGGAGACCUGUAGAAAAGGAUGAUACAAUUAUGUGGAAAAGAAAACCAUAGAUGGGUUUAGACCUUAGAUUUCCAUUGAAAUGGAGUUAAUGGUUUAAGGUUUAAGGUUUAGAGUUCCAUUGAAAUGUAAGCAUCCACCACAUUUAUCUUCCUCUCUGAAGACCCCAAAACACAAUGGCCAAGUGCAAAGAUCAAAUUACAAGCGCU
This is a messenger RNA of Argentina anserina (silverweed cinquefoil), 2954 nucleotides long. RefSeq lists its product as uncharacterized. Bases 1 to 2175 code for a protein of 724 amino acids. The transcript has 6 exons. The record is from RefSeq and is a predicted model, not a curated record. Lineage: Eukaryota; Viridiplantae; Streptophyta; Magnoliopsida; Rosales; Rosaceae.